This is a messenger RNA of Metschnikowia bicuspidata var. bicuspidata NRRL YB-4993, 1127 nucleotides long. It is a transcript of the gene IDH1, whose product is annotated as isocitrate dehydrogenase (NAD(+)). The transcript is spliced from 2 exons. Gene Ontology annotation, biological process: tricarboxylic acid cycle; isocitrate metabolic process. Gene Ontology annotation, molecular function: isocitrate dehydrogenase (NAD+) activity; NAD binding; magnesium ion binding. Gene Ontology annotation, cellular component: mitochondrion. The record is from RefSeq and is a predicted model, not a curated record. Bases 48 to 1127 code for a protein of 359 amino acids. NCBI's taxonomy places the organism in Eukaryota, Fungi, Ascomycota, Pichiomycetes, Serinales, Metschnikowiaceae.
AGCUCCUCUUCUUUUCUCAGCUUGGAUCACUCUUACUCCAUUACACAAUGUUCAGAUCAGCAGCCAAAAACGUUCGUACUCUUGCUACCGCUGCCUCCCCCGAGGCCGUCUUGCCAAAGAAGUACGGUGGUAGAUACACCGUCACUUUGAUUCCAGGUGACGGUAUUGGUAAGGAGAUCACCGACUCUGUCCAAACCAUCUUCAAGGACCAGAAUGUCCCAAUCGACUGGGAGGUCGUUGAUGUCUCUGGCUUGGGCGAGGACUCCCAAGGUGUCACCGAGGCCGUCAACUCUUUGAAGAGAAACAAGGUUGGUUUGAAGGGUAUUUUGUACACCCCCACCAACACCCACGGCAAGUCCUUGAAUGUCGCCUUGAGAAAGGAGUUGGACAUCUACGCCUCUUUGGUUUUGAUCAAGAACAUCCCAGGUGUCAAGUCCAGAUUGGACGGCAUUGACUUUGCUUUGGUCAGAGAGAACACCGAGGGUGAGUACUCUGGUUUGGAGCACCUGUCUUUCCCAGGUGUCGUGGAGUCGUUGAAGAUCAUGACCAGAUUCAAGUCCGAGAGAAUCGCCAAGUUUGCUUUCGACUUUGCCAAGAAGAACAACAGAAAGUUGGUCACUGCCAUCCACAAGGCCAACAUCAUGAAGUUGGGUGAUGGUUUGUUCAGAACCACCGUCAAGGAUGUUGCCCAAGACUACCCAGGCAUCGAGGUCAGCGACUUGAUUGUCGACAACGCCUCCAUGCAGGCCGUCGCCAAGCCAGAGCAAUUCGACGUUUUGGUGACCCCCAACUUGUACGGUUCUAUUCUCUCCAACAUCGGUGCUGCUUUGGUCGGUGGCCCAGGCUUGGUCCCCGGUGCCAACUUCGGUAGAGAGCAUGCUGUCUUCGAGCCAGGUUGCAGACACGUUGGCUUGGACAUCAAGGGCCAAAACACCGCCAACCCAACUGCCAUGAUCUUGUCCGCCUCUAUGAUGUUGAGACACUUGGGCUUGAACAGCCACGCCGACAACAUCUCCAAGGCCACUUACGACGUCAUUGCCGAGGGUAACGUCAGAACCAAGGACAUUGGCGGUACCUCCUCCACCACCGAGUUCACCAACGCUAUCUUGACCAAGUUGAACGCUUAA